AUGCUGAGCGGGGUGUUCAAGCCUGCGGCGUACAUCCCACACAAAGGUGCACCACGUGCGGCCUCGGGUGUGGGUCGCGUGACGAUGAAAGACGCGAACAGUGACAAAGGUGACCGACUUGUGCUUUGGGACAUCGCCCAUGUUCGUCUCGUGAGCGACUGGAAACCACUUCCUGCGGCAGCAGCACCUUCAGCGAAUGCGAAUGAUAGUGCAGCUUACGACGACAACGACCAGUUCUACGCUUCCAAGAGACCUCCGCACGUGGUGCACUCACAAGAUGAUGAAGACCCGGACGACGGCGAUGAGGACGAAUACGAUGGUCAUGACUGCGGCGACAUCGGUAGUUCCGGCGGCGGCGAUCACUGGGUCGGGGCAGGGGGCGAGGCCGGGGGUGCGGGGGGCGGACCAGGCGGUGGGGGAGGCGGAGUCGGGAGCGGGGGAGGUGGAGCCGGGAGCGGGGGAGGCGGAGCCGGGAGCGGCGGUGAUGUCGACAUGGAUUACUGGGUAGGUAACGGGGAGUCUGCGCUGAAGGUUCGCCUGGAUAUCUUCCACGCACUCCAACGCGUUUCAAAGCUGUGCAAGAAGAGCCACGGCGCCUUCAGGCCCUUCAUGGCUCGACUGAGAGAUGCUUGCUUCAUUGUCAACCUGGAUGACAUCAAAGAGGCAAGUGCUGUAGAGCAGGCCCUUGCCGGCAAGGGAAUGACACCAGAAGCCGUUGUUGAGUACAAGGACAAGAACUGGACGUUCUUCGUUCGGAAUUGUCGGCGGCUGGUGCCGGAGCAGAAACGAUUGCUCGAGCGCUUCAAUUUGGUGAUUCGUCAGUUCCAGGACGUAGUCGAUGCGAAAUCUGGAGAAACACUUCUUCGGCCGUGUGCGAGGCAGGCCGUCGAACUGCUCCGCAAGCAUAUCGAAAGUGGCUGCCUGAGCGACCCUGAACGUGUGCCAUUGUACUACACUAAAUCAGCGGGGAUCACGACUCGUCGCUGCGUUCGAGGCACCAACUGCACCGAGGGUUAUCAUCGCUACCUUCGCAGGCUGCUCUCAACUUACUGCGCGUCUCCUUCACUGGCUCACUCCGUUCUUCUCGAGUUCAACUACCGUUGGAAUGUUAGGAUGGCUGUGAAGAACCGCGGCCUACCAAGGGAGGUUGGGGAGUUCUUCGAUCAAUUCGAGAUUGAGAUAAUUCAACGAGAGACUGCUAGCUGGUACCCAGACAGCCCCUUGUUUCCUGAAUGGGUCUCUGCGCUUGACGCAGCAGACACUGGUGAGCAGAGCGGCCUUUCUGAGAGCCUGUGGGGGCCUGCCAGUGGUGGGGACGUACCGAGCGAGCCUAGCGAUCUUGUUGACGAGCAAGGGUUGGCCCAAAACGCCGUACCAAUGCCAAAGCUCACGCAUUCUGCGAAGAAGUACGCCCAAAUGAUGCAUGCCGGCAUGCCGGUCACGCCCGUUCAUACUGGAGCAGAGAAACGAAAUUUUGCGAGCGAGCUGAACAGCCAACUCUAUUUGCCGGGGCAGCCAGAGGGGAGGAAUGAGAAGUACCAAAACAUCAACUUUGAUGCCUGGGCCGGAGCAUGGAACCAGCAUUGUGCCAAGAUCGAGUCUGGUCUUGUGGAGUUUGAAGCAGUGUAUCGUAAAACCUCAGGUCAGCUGCAGUCGUACCACCAAAAGUUCCUUGAACGUGCUAACGCUCAAUUUACGAUGUUGCCUUUGCGCAAUCAGCAUUCAGCGCUGCGUGUGCACCUACAGGAAGGUGAAGAGGGUGCGGCUUUUGGUGAUUUAGUCGGUGUCAGUGUCCCCCUUGCUGUUCCACGGAGUGUGGUCGUUGCAGGAGGGGGUGCUGCGGGUGGGGAAGACUUGAGGGAAGAUGAUUCAGAGAUGGUGGACGUUGGUGAUGACGAUGAGGAUGGCAUUGGUGGUGGCGGCUUUGACGUUGGUGGAGGUGGGAUUGAGGUACAAACCCAAGCAAAGGGGAAGAAACGCAAGGGGCCCCCGCGGGAGCCGCAGAUUUGCACAACUUGCGGCCACCGCAAACAGCAAGGCUCGUACAAGAGCGCGCACGCUCACCCGCGAAACAAGUUGGGGAGCCCGCCUUGCAGUGUGCCACCAGGAGAGCGUCGGCCGGAGAGUAAGAGAACAGGAAGGCUUCAGCGGGGGCAGAAGUUGUUCGGCCGGUGUGAUUGUGCGAAGUGUUGCUCAGCGGAUGGUUGAAAAUAUGGUGCGUGUGUGUUUGGGUUUCGGUAUGGCAUUUAGUACCAGUAGUGAGUAAGUGCACAAUGAAGUGUGUGACGGUAUUGUCCGGGAUAUUUGGGCGAAGUUCCGAACACCAUUUAUUGCGGGUGAUCCCUUGGAAACAACAAUACUUGUAGUU
This is a messenger RNA of Ectocarpus sp. CCAP 1310/34, 2368 nucleotides long. The record is from the annotation of a GenBank genome assembly. Lineage: Eukaryota; Phaeophyceae; Ectocarpales; Ectocarpaceae.